GAUCAUGCAUGGAGGGCAGUUCAAAAUUAUUUUGAGAUUUGAGUACGAGUCCAGUCAUCUUCUUCCAGCACGUCGAAGAGAUAAUUUUGCUCUCUUUGAUUGUCACUUCCCUCUAUCUCCCUUGACUCUAGCUUCUGUGGCUGUACGGUGCUGGCUAGUUCCUUCUCUGCGUGUGUGUGUCGAGAGCACUGAAGUAAUGGCAGAAGUGGCUGUGUCUACACACAAUCGUGGCGUUCCCUUUAGUCGCGACCUAAGUCGAGAUUGUGACGUUGUCGAUGGAGAUCUGGCUGAGGCUGCAGUGAUCAAGGCUGCUAAUGAGCCAGGAGUGAUCAAUGUGAACGAAGAUAUUGCGGAGGCGACGGUAGAUAAUGCAUUUGCUAAGAACGUAUCGCAGCAGGAUGUCGUGCUAGCACUGGCCGACUCGUCUGAUGCGGACACGACAGAGCUGAUUGACCAGGAGCAUGACAUGACGUGGGUGUCUCUUGUUUGGCUCUAUAUUGUUGCGGUGUCAAGUGGCGCACUACAUUUUGCUGAAUACUUGGGAGAAAAACUAGCAGAUCUUUUUGGCAUCACCAGUCCUCGUUAUGGAUAUGUAAUGGAGGAGUGGGAUCGUAUCCAGCGACAACGAAAGCAAGAGGAGCAGGAGCAUGCUGAGGAGCAGUUAAAAUUUCAACAGGCUUUAGCAGAAAAGUCCUCUGCUAUUGAAGAUGGGACAGCAUCUGAACAGCUUGGUGCAGGUUCACAGCUGACUGUUGAAGUGUCUGAGGCGACAGGUGAUGUUGGCCGAGUGUCUCCAUCCAGUCCUCUCCUAUCAGGUUCAGCCACACCGCUGCAACUUGUGUUGAAUGAACGUCCAGAUCAGCCAUCAGGAUCGCCACAUUCUGAUCGCUCACCACACCUGGCCAAUGCAUCUAAUGGUGGUGUCUCUCGGUCUUCUUCCACUGGUAUUCCAGAAGCGUCUUCACCAAUGUUGGAGGAUGUUGAGCUCUAAAGUAAGAGAGGCAUUGUGAAAUGACUAGUAAGAUUGGGUUCUUACCAGCUACGUGCUACUGCCAAGUAGUUGCUAUGUCGGACUUGUUGGAUAGUGUGGUAAUGUAUAGCAGUCUGCCUGCGCACAUUGCUAGUAGAUUGUAGUAGUUACGGUGUGCGGUGUAGUUUCCGUAGGUAGGUGACCACUGCGAAUGCAUCCCAGCGGAGCAUGUCCUUGCGUUGUUGAACUGCCGACGUAUUUGACCCUGCACACACAUGCACGCGCAGACGCAGACACGCGCACAUGCAUGCAGCCCGUGUUUUCGCCGUACCAUGCAUACCAGCGUUCAGCAUGCUUGUGGCACGAACCAUGCAGUCCCACAGCGCCCGAGGUAUUUCUCCAAUAGUUUAUAUUGCCACCUCUCUCAGCCAUAUUUCAACACACUCGCUCACAGCUGUAUUCCGCUUUGCCAGUUGAUGAAAAAAAACAUGUCCAGGUUUGAUUUUAGGUAAGUUUAGUAGGGAUUUAUUACUCUUAGUAUAGUGUGUCGUGUUUUGUAUGUUCCUCGCCUUCAAGUAUUUUUCACAAGUUCCUAACGUUAUGUGCGAGAGGAGUUUUUAUCUCUACACAUCAUUUAUAUUGACUUGUAUAGUUCUAUUUCUACCCUGCGGGUCUGCUGGUUGUUAUCUUAGCAUCUAUGUUUUAUUACCAUUUAUUGCCAGCAGCUGUUGCAAGCAGUAUUUUAUAUUGGUGAAAGUACGCGGUCAUUGUCCAUGAAGUUGGAGGUAUUAUUAUUGA
This is a messenger RNA of Sycon ciliatum, 1768 nucleotides long. RefSeq lists its product as uncharacterized. The transcript is spliced from 5 exons. Lineage: Eukaryota; Metazoa; Porifera; Calcarea; Leucosolenida; Sycettidae. The record is from RefSeq and is a predicted model, not a curated record. Bases 5 to 991 code for a protein of 328 amino acids.